AUGGAGAGAACGAGUGAGAAUUUGCCCUGGAUCGAAAAAUACAGACCUGAGACACUAGAUGAUGUGUAUGGGCAACAGAACGUAGUGAACACGGUAAGAAAGUUUCUACACGAAGGAAGACUACCUCAUUUACUAUUCUAUGGUCCACCGGGAACUGGUAAGACCAGUACCAUUGUAGCAUUGGCUAGAGAGAUAUACGGAUCGAAUUACAGAAACAUGGUCCUAGAAUUGAACGCGAGUGACGAUAGAGGUAUCGAUGUGGUGAGAAAUCAAAUCAAAGAGUUUGCCAGUACAAGACAGAUCUUCAGCAAAGGGUUCAAACUUAUUAUCCUUGACGAAGCAGAUGCAAUGACCAACGCUGCACAAAACGCACUAAGAAGAAUCAUAGAACGGUACACCAAGAACACAAGAUUCUGUAUCUUGGCUAAUUAUGCACAUAAGCUAACACCAGCACUCCUGUCAAGAUGUACCAGGUUCAGGUUCCAACCUUUGUCCGAACAAGCCAUCGAACGUCGUAUUGCGAAUGUGUUAGUGAAGGAACACUUGAAAUUAGACCCUCAGGCACACGCAGCGUUAUUAAGGCUCUCUUCCGGUGACAUGAGACGAGCAUUGAACGUACUACAGGCAGCAAGAGCUACGCUAGACAAUCCUGACACAGAAGAAGUCACCGAGGAUUUGAUCUACGAAUGCAUCGGUGCACCUCACCCACGUGACCUUGAAACCAUGCUGGAAUCAAUUCUCAAGGACGACUGGACUACCACUACAUACACCGUGAACAAAAUCAGAAUCACAAAGGGCUUAGCACUUAUUGACAUGAUUGAGGGGAUCGCGGGCCUACUGGAACAAUAUGAACUGAAACCUCAAACCAGAAUUGAACUUCUAUCUAGACUAAGUGAUAUCGAAUAUUCGAUCUCAAGAGGUGGUACCGAUUCGAUCCAGACCAGUGCAACCAUCGGAACGAUAAAACAGUGCAUGGAAUUAGAGGUGUGA
Molecule: messenger RNA, 990 nt
Organism: Kluyveromyces lactis
Lineage: Eukaryota; Fungi; Ascomycota; Saccharomycetes; Saccharomycetales; Saccharomycetaceae
Gene: RFC3
Product: replication factor C subunit 3
Exons: 1
Coding region: 1-990 (329 amino acids)
Biological process (GO): DNA repair; DNA-templated DNA replication
Cellular component (GO): Elg1 RFC-like complex; Rad17 RFC-like complex; nucleus
Molecular function (GO): ATP binding; DNA binding; ATP hydrolysis activity
Source: RefSeq, a predicted model, not a curated record